CGGGCGGCAGGAGGCGCGCCGCGCUCCGCACUUUCUCAUCUCGCCCUCCUCCCCUCGUUGCUGGGUUUAGGAGCAUCCCGUUCGUUUGGCUGUGGUUUCCAGUUGGACGCUGUCGGAAAUUGCUGCCACGUGAUGUCAGGGGACAGCGACUGCACGAGGACGAGUCCAUCCGCAGGGUCUCUGUCAGACACCGAGUUGCUGCCGGAUCGGCCGAAGUAUGUUUGCUCGCUGUCUCCUGAUCUCGUUACCAAAGCCCGGGAGGAGCUCCAAGAGAAACCCGAAUGGCGGCUCCGAGACGUGCAGGCGCUCCGAGACAUGGUGUGCAAAGACUACCCCUCCCUGGGGACCUGCCUGGAAGAUGCCUUUUUGCUCAGGUUCCUCAGAGCCAGGAAAUUCGAUUACGACCGAGCGCUCCAGCUCCUGGUGAAUUACCACAGCUGUCGGAGGAGCUGGCCUGAGGUCUUCAACAACUUGAAGCCUUCUGCAAUAAAGCCUGUCCUGGAGUCUGGUUUUGUCACUGUGCUGCCCCACCGGGACCCAGAGGGACGCCACGUUGUCUGCAUCCGUCCAGACAGAUGGACACCCAGUAAUUAUCCGAUUACUGAGAACAUUCGUGCCAUAUACUUAACGUUAGAAAAACUCAUUCAGUCCGAAGAGACCCAGGUGAAUGGAAUUGUAAUCCUGGCAGACUACAAAGGAGUCAGCUUAUCUAAGGCGUCUCAUUUUGGUCCUUUUGUAGCCAAAAAAGUGAUUGGAAUUCUUCAGGAUGGAUUUCCCAUUCGAAUAAAAGCUGUUAACAUAAUUAAUGAACCUCGUAUAUUCAAAGGCAUUUUUGCCAUCAUCAAGCCUUUUCUGAAGGAAAAGAUAGCAAACCGGUUUUUUCUUCAUGGCUCUGACCUGAAUUCUCUUCAUCAAAACAUUCCUCCAGUGAUUCUCCCUGAAGAAUACGGGGGUACUGCAGGGAAGCUGGACAUCUCAGCAUGGAACGAGCUGCUGCUGGCCUCCGAAGAGGAUUUCCUGCAUGACUUCUCACAGCUGGUUCUCCCGUGUGACAGCUCCCCCCAUGACAUGCUAGUGAGCGGGGAUGCUGAUGAAAAGCAAUGUGAUGAUUCCUUGCGAGGCGUGAAACCCCAGCUCUAUUACUGCUACUAAGAGGUGAAGGGAAGCUUUAUAGCAGUACAGACCUCUUCUGUUCUCGUAGGUGAUGUUGUGAACUCUGCCUUACUCCUAAACCUGCAGUUUAGGAACAGACUGCUGAGGCACUUUACACUGUAGAACCAAAGGAAGCUGAAGAAGGCACAGUGGGGGCAGGGCAGAGUUUGCAGAGGAUAAUGGGAAAGAGCAUACAGUUACCAAGUUAUAUAGAAUUCCUACAGCUAGUCAGCCUCUGGGGAAGGUGCAAACUUGCCAGUGUCUUCUAAUUAUCAAAACAGAAAUGCAGGAUGGUAAGUUUUGAUAGUUUCUUCUCCCCACCCCAGUUAAAAGUGGCCAUUUGCUAGCUUUAUGGUUGUCCAUUCCCUUCUCCUUCUGAAAGCACCCAUAAUCCAAGAAAAACAGCUGUCAGUUGCUUCUGAACCCUGUGAAAUGUAGUUCUGUCAGUGGAGAUUGCUUAAAACCAUAAGCGUUUGACUUGGCCUGUCCCCUAUCAUUGGGUGCAGAUUGUGAGCUGGCAUUUCUGGAAUAUCUGAAUGAAUAUUUGGCUCAAAUUAACACAGAAAGCUUUCUUAUCUAUGAAUAGCAGUAUGGGAAUUCUCUGAAACUUUCUCACAGAAAGAAGUUAACUAUUAAGACAGCAAAUAUAACAGGAUGAACAGAAGCAAUCUUCAUUUUCAGAAGACAGUGAAUUUCUCAGAUCAGGUAAUGAGACUUUUGAUUAAAUACAAGUUCAGAUACUGAGGUUUGGGAACCCAAUGCGAGAAACUGUCACCCACCUUUCCACGUUGUCAGUUGUUCUUUUCUGCAGCUGGUUGCAAUGAGAAAGUUGGUAAGUAACUCGCACAGAAUUUGUGAGGCAGCUUUGUAGCAGCUGGCAUGAUGUAAGGAGCCAACAUUCCCAUAGGAAAGCAAGGUGCUUCUUAAGCUUGCUGUAUUGGACAGGAUUUGAAUUUAACUCUGUGAAACCAAACGCAGACAGGCUAUUUGAAAGCACAUUCUUAAAUUUUCUGGUAUUGUAGCAUUUCCUUAUUUUAUUUUUUUUACUGUGCCUGUCUGCACUUUUGUGAAAUGUUACAACUCCGGUUUCUGCUUUGUUGAUCUCUUCUGUCUUCAGUUGUCAUGUUCUUGUAUGAAGAUAGACUUGAAUCUCAUCUCUGUAAUGUUUACCCAUAACUUGUAUGCCUGUGCUUAAAGGUCCUCGUCUAGAAACAGAGCUAAGACUCCAGUGUCACAUCAGGGUAAAGUAUCCUACAUUUUAAUCACCUGUUCCCACUCCCUAAGUUCCAUCUGUGUAAGUGGUCUAGAAUUAGAGCUUAACUGCCAGCACACUCUUUGCACACGUUCUUCUGCACUGCAGAGGUGUAGAGAUGGUAACCUCACUACAAGCAAGAAAGCACACCCAAUUAUUUCAAGGUGAAAUAUUUCACUGCUUGGUGAAAAAGAACAUCCCUUCUACCAGGGGACUUAUCUGUAGAGCACUUCCUCUGGCUGAAAUCCUUAUGCAGUGCCAAGUGUGACCUAAGCACCAACUGCGUUUCUGUGAAUGUAAAAAAAACCUGCUAUCUUGAGAAUUUCAGACAUUCGUUUUUCAAAGUGCCAAAUUCUGUCCUCUUCCCUCUCAGACCCCCCUGCAGCAUGACUGCAUUUCCAGAAACCUCCUGUGCCACGCAGUCAUGGCUUGCUGACCUGGCAAGAGAUGUCAUCCAGAAUCUUGGGGGUGCCAAAUGCCAGACCUCUCAUCUAAGCACUAUAAAAGCAGAUCAGGUUUUGAGAAGGGGUGAGCAAUGAGGCUUAUUCCUCAGUGGCAGUCCAGAAUUUCAGUGUAAGGAACUCAUCACUCGACCUGCUUUAGAAGAUCUAAAGAAAUUCAUUUUCCUCAUUUAUAGCAUUUUUUCCCCACCUUUAUAGUCUUACUCCUCUUUGAGGGUUGUGACCUUAAGCAUAGGUUUAAAAAAAACCAAACGCUUCCUGCUACAUAAAGUAAAGAAGUACUGCUAGGAACUUUCUCUUCACUUUUGACCAAAAUGAGGUGCGUGUUUUGCAGAGAUUUGAUUUGAUUUAGACCUUAGUAUGCAGGCCAUGACUUCAAAAACUAAGUGGCUGCCCACACUGUUUACCUGACAGAACACAGAGGCCGGUCUGGUCUUUAUAGCCUUUGAAUGCCUCUUAAUUCCACCACAAUAUACAGCCAAAUAAAAACAAACUGUUUUGACAGCUCUGUUAGAAAAGCUAUUUUGAUCCACUUAUUUAAAUACCGGAGAAGGAAGCUGAAUAUUCAGAAUUCAGUGUAAUAGCCAUCACAUGAAAAAAGGGGCAGUCAGCAGAAGGCUGCACCUGAGGAACCUUUAAAGGAACCAAUCCCUUUUCAGGCUCAUAUAUUCUCUUGCAUGGUCAGUAAAACAAACCCAUCUCACCUACUCCUUCUCUCCUGUGCUUACAGAAAAACUAAACCGUUUCUUUUAAUCUUUAACCUAAUAGAAAAUGAUAGGUUAUCCAAGCUGAAAACAGCUUGUGUUACACCUCCAAAACGUCUUAAAGCUGCACCCUCUAUGUCACGAUACAUCACUUCAACCACACUUACCUGUACCAAGCCUUUCACUAUUCCUUCUAGAUCUGUUCUUCCUUGGCUUUAGAACUUACUUAAGCUGUCUCUCUACCCCUUUCUAGGUUUGAAGCCAGUGCUCAGGGAGCACAGCUGUUUUAUGUGCACCUGACUACAAAGCUGAGAGCAUUCUUCAGGCUUUAGCACUUGCCAGCAAACAAAAAGGUUCUGUUCUCAAUAUUUAUCGUGUCAGAGUUGGAAAAUAAUCACUUGCUUUAACUGUAUAGUCUCCUUAUCUGCAGGUUAAGAGAACAGGUAGGAAAAGCUGUUCAAUUUAGAGGGUUUGAUUCCUCUUCCCCCUGCCCACUUCACAGCACUAGAACUGAUCUGACAUCUUAUUCUCCUUGACAGAACCUUGUUUUCAGAGGUUACAUGCCUCUGGAAAGCCAUCCCUGCCAGCCCAACACGUGACAAAUUCAAACUGUACUCAAACUGUAUGGGGUAGCCAUGGCUUUCAGCAUGAUGUAGGACAAGAGUUAGCUCCAUACUGUACAUAAAGAUACUUGAAUUUAUACUCUUGCAAUGGGUAUUAGAAACCCUGAGGUAUUUUCAGGACAGGGGUUGAUGUUUUGGUUGUUCUUGUUUUUGUUAAAUGUCAUUUUGGCAUGAAUUAAUCACGGUGUUAUUCCAACUGGUAAUUUUGCCUUUUGUUGUAUGUGGGCCUAGAGGUGGUGGAUGGUUAAGUGUACACAUUAUUUUGACAAAAUCUUAUUUUUAUAUUGCAUUUUAUAAAAAUGGAGUGGUCAAAAUAUGUAAUUUUAUGAUGCAUGACUGGGUGAUUAAAUACAUUACUGUAACAGCUGCUAAUUUGGUAUUUUC
This is a messenger RNA of Tympanuchus pallidicinctus (lesser prairie-chicken), 4576 nucleotides long. RefSeq names its product alpha tocopherol transfer protein like (gene TTPAL). NCBI's taxonomy places the organism in Eukaryota, Metazoa, Chordata, Aves, Galliformes, Phasianidae. Gene Ontology annotation, cellular component: membrane. Gene Ontology annotation, molecular function: phosphatidylinositol bisphosphate binding. Bases 133 to 1152 code for a protein of 339 amino acids. The transcript has 5 exons. The record is from RefSeq and is a predicted model, not a curated record.